CCUGCAGGAGUCACCAAGCGGCUGGCCCAGGAAAAGUCAGGCGGCCGUCGUCCCGUCACAACACCGCCUCCAGUCGGCCUUCCCUCCGUCUGUGGAGGACCCCGUUACCUCCACCGCAUUCCUGCUGCAUGGAUACAGCACUACCGUGCUUCAGAUAACCCCGGAUCGCUCCCAAACGUCCGUACCAGCGACAUUUCCUCUCUGUCCGGCCCGUACUGCAGUGAAGCUCACCACCAUGCUGAUGAAGGAGUACCGCAUCUGUAUGCCUCUAACGGUGGAGGAGUACAGGAUAGGACAGCUGUACAUGAUUGCCAAGCACAGCCAGGAGCAGAGUAUGAAGGGGGAGGGGGUGGAGGUGGUGCGCAACGAGCCCUGCGAAGACGAGGAGCAUGGGAGGGGGCGCUACACGGAGAAGAGAAUUCACCUGUCCAGCCGGCUGCCCAGCUGGAUACGUGCUGUGGUCCCCAGGAUCUUCUACAUCACGGAGAGGGCCUGGAACUUCUACCCACACACUAUCACAGAGUAUACGUGUUCCUUUUUGCCGAAGUUCAUCAUCCUGAUAGAGACGAAAUAUCAAAACAACAACGGCAGCAGCUGCAAUUGUCUGGGCCUGACAGACGAGGAGCUGACCCAGAGAGAGGUGGACUUCAUCGACAUUGCAACAGACGAGAUCCCAGACAAACAGUACCAGGCCAGUGAGGACUGUACAAAAUUCAAAUCUAAGAAGACAAACAGAGGACCUUUGGCUGAGGGUUGGAGGGACACCCAUGACCCGAUCAUGUGCUCCUACAAGCUGGUGACUGUGAAGUUUGAGGUGUGGGGACUACAGACCAGAGUGGAGGCAUUUGCCCACAGAGCCAUCAGGGACAUUCUCCUGGUCGGGCAUCGGCAGGCCUUCGCAUGGGUGGAUGAGUGGUAUGGGAUGGGCAUGGACGAUGUUCGUGACUUCGAGCAGCGCCUACAGGAGGAGACCAACCAGAGGGUGUUGGCCACCCCGUCGUCCGAGAAUCUCAGCAUGACGACGGCCUCUCCUGGCUCCACGCCCGAGCCCUCGCCGCUGGGCCCCUCCCCGCCCAUGGACUUCCCCCGCAGGAAAUCCUCCGCGGGCUCAGGGACCCCGACGGACGCCCCCAGCACCAGCAAACAGCCCGACCCGCAAUAGCAAGAUGCGGCACCUCCUGCUUGUAACACCAAUUCACCUUUAUCUGCAGGGUAACCUAUAUCCGUUGUUCUUAAAACAGGGCAAUUUAGGGAUAUCAGUCGACGAACUGUGGUUUCAAAUCGCAAUAUUUUUAGUUUGUAACCACCGUCCAUCGACUUCAUUACUAAAUGCUUGUCUUUGAAAACAAUGAAUAUAGGUUACGCCGCAGAUAAAGGUGAACUAGCGUUAACAAAACCCACCUGGAGAAACUCAAGACACUCCCUCCUGUGUUAGGUGUUUCCUUUUCUAGUCUGCACUAGAGAAAUGGCCGGGAAAACAAUCUGAGUAUUUAUAGCUGGCGCUGAAGGUUUACUCUGCCGUAGGAGUGCAAUGGGCACACUAAGGUACAUUGUACCAGUCUGGUGACACUUUAAUAUUGCCACAUGUCAUACAGAGGUGUCAAAUCUCAUACGGAGGACUCAUAUCUCAUACAGAGGUCGCAGAUCUCCUAUAGAGGUCUUAAAAUCUCAGAGGUCUCAAAUUUUAGAAAAAUUUUUCUCAAACUUUAAAUUUUUGCUGUUCAUCUACUUCUACUUCUCAAAUGUUCCUCACAGAGCUACACUGUACAAUUACAUCAGAUCUGAAAUGCAUACAGACUAUCUCUCUUGUAUACUGGUAUAGUACAAGAUGUUGAAAUAAAUCAUAACUGUACUGUCAUUAACUGAUAGCAGAAUAUUGACAAGCAGUUUAUUCUGUAGUGCCUUCUUGUGUCCUAUGGCAGAUAAGACAAUCAGUGUGAGCAUAAAUAAUAUACAAAAAAAUGUACUUUCUUAGGGUUCCAAAGUGUUUAGAAGAACUUCAGUUCCAGGAAACAAUAGUUUGUAUGUACAGAUCUGUCUAUUUGUUAUACAGCCAGAGUAGGCUGAGAGAAGUUAUGUUGUAUAUGUUCCUGUAUAGAACCAGCCUUUGUACAUACAAGAAAUGUGCACCCUUUCUAGAUGUGUAAUGUCACUAAUGUGUAUGUAUAAAACAUGUAUCGGUAUUGUGCAGUAUUUACAACAUGGAAAUGCCAUCAACCACCGCAAGUUAAGUUUCUUUGUGUGCAAUGAUUUGUUUCCGGCCAUUUUAAUACAUGAAUCUUCCUCAUGUAUGUAGGGCUUGAAAGUCCUAAUCUUUGCUCAGUUAUUAAUUAAGAAUUUAUUUAUGCCAAAGUUUUAUAGGCUAAAACAAACAUAUUGUUUGUUUUGCAAUCAAAUGAUUUAUAUGAAAUGAUGUAAGAACCAGUAAGGCAACCAAUAUAUUAUAAACACAAAUGUGAACUUAACAGUGUGCAUGAAUGUUGUUGGUGUUGUAAUACUUCUCUUGACAGACAGGGGGUGCUACUCAACAUACUUCACCAGGGCCCAUCCCAUCAACAGGUGUAUUUAGAUUGUGAACAAAUCCUUGAUAAAACCACCUUGUAGAAACCAAGGACUUGUAGGAAGAAAAUGAUAUUAUAGUUCCAAUGGUUUUAAGAUUUAGGUUGAACCGUUUCAAGUAGUUUAAUAGUUGUUAACAGAUACCCAUCUGUACCUGUUUAUAAUGUAGUUGGCUUUAUUACCUUUGUCAGAUGGUUGUGUUUUUGAAAUAGGUUUGUUUUUAGUGUUUUCAAUAUGCCUGCAUGAUAAUUGGCCAAGUCCUGUAAAUC
Branchiostoma floridae (Florida lancelet) is the source of this 2828-nucleotide messenger RNA. RefSeq names its product cytoplasmic phosphatidylinositol transfer protein 1-like. Gene Ontology annotation, cellular component: cytoplasm. Gene Ontology annotation, biological process: phospholipid transport. The coding region runs from base 236 to 1162 and encodes 308 amino acids. Gene Ontology annotation, molecular function: phosphatidylinositol binding; phosphatidylinositol transfer activity. The record is from RefSeq and is a predicted model, not a curated record. NCBI's taxonomy places the organism in Eukaryota, Metazoa, Chordata, Leptocardii, Amphioxiformes, Branchiostomatidae. The transcript has 10 exons.